AUGACAAGACUUCUCGCUCGCCAAUUUGCACUUGGACUCGGGAUGGGUUAUGAUAACUCAAGCUGUGUUGACCCAGGUAUUUUGUCGGACGUCAACAAACUUCAUUUCUCUGAAUGUAAUCGUGAUGCGGCGUCGGCGUACCUGUCGUCCAUUGAUGGAAGCUGCUUCGAGAAUAACCCCGAUCCUGCCAGUUUCAUAAACAACCUACCUCUGGCAACAGAGCUGGACAAGCUUAACUACGAUUGCUACGUCGAAUACGCAGAUCACGCCACGCAUUUUAGUGAAGAGGCAUGCCCAUGGCAUCGCACAUACGACACGUUUACCUGCCAGCUUUGGUGCCUGAAAAGAAACCGAAUCCACUUAGGAACCGUGUGUGAGAAUACGGGACGACUGCCAAGUUAUUCUGCGCCUACAUGCGGCAAUAAUCAGCUAUGCGAUUCACAACAGUCGUGUUACUGUCCAUCUGGGGAAGAUUGCACUAACAGCGGUGAUGCUGCCGGCAGGGAAGACGUUGGCCAGUAUAUCUCAGUCGAUGUUGCCUCUUUCCAAAAUGCUGAGAGCGAAUGCACCGCCCAUGGUGGCGCUAUUGCUGAUAUUCGUAACUCGUCCAUAGAGAGCGGUAUUGUAAACGAUGUAGCAACACCAGACACCACAAAUGAUUUGUUUUAUUUUGCUACCAGACGUGAAUCUUCUACUGGCCAACAGUGGUUUUCGCAAGGGGCAGUCCCUGGUUAUUUGAACUGGAAUGCUGGCGAGCCAGACACAGAUGAAAACGAAUGUCUUGUUUUGAGUCGCACUAAUGGUUUCAAAAUGACGGAUAAUAGUUGCAGUCCAGCCUCAGCGAUUGGCGCCAUAUGCGAGAUAUACAAAGACAAACCAUUGUUUCAUUGGGUUGCACCAUCGACAUACGCAUAUGUAGGAGCUGACGGAAACUGCCAAAACUACGGUGGUCGGUUGGCGAAACUAGCUACCAGUGGAGUACAAACAAGAGUUGCUGACGUUUUUGCAGCGUUGACGGUACUUCCCUCCACUAACAAAGUGUUCUUUGAUGCACAGUUGGAUGGCACUCUGUGGAAAUAUACGGACGGACAUGAACUUAGAUAUUCGGAUACCAAUUGGAGAAGUGGUGAACCCGAUAACCUCAAAUCCUGUGCAGUUGUAAAGAUUACAGACAAUAAGUGGCAGUCAGAUGAUUGUACUCUGUAUUACGGACGUUUCCAUAUAUGUGAAUUUGAUUGCAUUCCAGGUGCAUCGAGUUGGUGCCACAACGGCGAUAUCGUUGUGAAUGAAAAUGCUUUGACGUGUGAAUGCGUGUGCGACGCUGGCUGGGAAGGUCCAUUCUGUUUACAACCUAUCGUCCCACCUCCUAUGUAUUACAAGGCCGUCAGUGUGACCGAAGAGUUUUACGAUGCAAAGCAAAUCUGUAGCGACCUCGGUGGAGGUUUAGCCACCGUCCAAUCGCCGGGCAUGCUCCAAAAUGUCGGCGAUGUUGCUACCGAUAACGAGCUAGUAAAUGAUGUGUGGGUAGGAUUGUUCGAAAAAGAUGGGAUAUGGAUGUCCGAUGAUUCCACUCCACAAAGCGGGUUUACAACAUGGAAGAAUGAACACCCGAAAGAUAAGGAAUGUGGCGCUAUAAAGUUUGAUACAACUUGGCAAAUGUUUGGUGUUACUUGUACUUUUAAGAAAGAGUAUAUAUGCGAGUUCAGAUGUGACCAGGGUUCGUCAUGGUGUAUCCAUGGUAGUAUUGUUAACGAUACAGUCGGAUGCCAUUGCGAGUGUGACUAUACCUGGUCAGGGGAGUUCUGCACAGUGCGUACAGACACUAUGCUAAGUCUAACCGUUGCUGGCAAAUAUGAUACAGUCAAAGCUGACUGCGAAUCACAUCAGGGACGGCUAGCUCUUAUCAACAGUGCCGCUGACCAGCAACGAGUUGCCGACUAUCUCCAAACUGCAUCUCCACCGGACAAUCGGAUCUAUUUCGGCUUAACGAAGGCUGGUGAGAGUGGUUUGUGGUUGAACGAGUAUGGAAACCAACUCUUUUUCAAUUUCAAGAACACGCCUAAUAUAUACACUGAAACGUGUGUCACUAUAAGAGAAGACUUUGCUUAUGAAUGGAAGUCUAUUCCAUGUAAUUGGGCCGGUGGACGAAUCGGUUUGUGCGAAUUUGACUGCACUUCUACUGCAUGGUGUCCGCCAAGCAAGGGUACCGUGGUAUCUGUAGGCUCAACAUGUUACUGUGAUUGCAAGCCAGGAUUUUCAGGACAGUUUUGUGAUGAUCUAAUUGUUCCAAACGCCUUGUGGGAGAUGGUACAAGACGUGCGCGAGGAGGGUUAUGUUCCGGAGAAUAGAUGUCACUACCUGGGCUCCGUGCAAAGACAGUGUCGUUCACAAGACGAUGUGUCUGGUAGGAUAGCACUCAGUGUGUGUGGAGAAAAGACACACAGUGGUACAAUUUUACUGGAAGACGGUACACGUUACGUCAUACAAGCAGAAGAAGCUCCAAAAGGCAAAUUACAAGGCAAAUAUCGAAUGUUUGAAAACCAACAAGACAGAAGGUUGAAAAAAGCCGCCGUUUUCACAGACGAUGAUACAGGGAAAAUCCCAGCGCCGCCGCAAAUUUCGUACGCCAGUGUUCAAGAGGUCAUUGAUGCCGCUGUCAAGACUGCAAAGCUGAGACAAGUAGAGUUUCCAAGUGAAACCUUAAUUCACCUUGAGGUGGCUGUUACUGUAGAUUACGAAUUAUAUCAGAAGUACGGAGAAGAGUCCACUGACUUUGCGCUAUCCAUUAUUAACCAUGUGCAAUUCGUGUUUGGGCAUCAAAGCCUGACAGACUAUGGCAUAUUUAUAAUGAUUGAAGUUGUCAAAGUAGAGAUAUUUAAGAGUCCAGUGUUGGAGCGAGAGAGGGAAGAAUCUCAGUGGUCUGAUAUAGCAACACUGUUCAACAUGUUCUGCAACGUUGUCGAGCCAACAUUUUAUAGCGAUGAUCCUCUGAGCCGCCAACAUUAUGAUGUCGCUAUUUUAAUCGCCGACCGAGAUUCCGUGAUUGAUACCGGAAAGGGUGACGCACUUGCUAGUUUCCAAUCGUGUAAUGGCGAUCGAUGUGCGGUACUUCUAUACUCAACGGACUCAGACUUUGAGCAUCCACGGUCUUUGCUAUCGCACUUACUUGGUCUCACACUUGGUAUGUACUAUGACGACGAAGACGAAAACUGCGGCGCUCCGUCGAAAGAAGACCUAAACGCUAUAAUGGUGGCACCGGAUAUCACUGAAUUCACGGAGUGUAACCGAAAUUCUCUCUUGAGAUACAUUAGCCAGCCCGGUAUCGACUGUUUUGAUGAUACCCGCCACACGAAGGACGCAAUUUAUGAAGAUGGAGUCUGUAACGAAGCAUGCAAGAAUGCCUUCCAGAACAGUGAAACUCACUCCAGUGAACGGUGUUGUAAAUGGCGUAAUCCGAUGAUAACGGGCAUGUGCAGUAUUUCGUGCGAGGUCAUCGAUCUGUACGGAGAGGUGAGCUGUCAAUCAAUAUCACUCCACGAUGAUGACAUUCCAUGUGGCCAUGGAAAGUAUUAUAAGACCUUUCUCAAAGUAGUACAUGAACGCUAUACAUCGUGGUCUGAAGCGGCGGACGUGUGUACGGGCAUGGGCGGCAAAAUGUUGCAGAUAUGGUUUCAAGAAACUCAGGUCUCCGUCGAAAACAUUCUAAAAAGCACCACAUCAUACGACAAAUUUUUUGUCGGAAUCACUCGAGAUGUCACCGUCAGUGGGCAAUGGGUCGAACCUAAUGGCUAUACCGUAACUAAUUUCCAUUGGUAUCCCGGUGAACCUAAUGAAAAUGAUCUAGGAUGUGCUGUCAUAAGCCGACACCAUAACUACUUAUGGAUCGACCAUACGUGUGAUGGUGGUGCCGGUUAUAUAUGCGAAUUUGCGUGCACCGAUCCCGUAUGGUGUGUAAAGGGGACUAUUGAAUAUAUCGGUGACUCAUGUAAAUGUGUCUGCAAUGAAGGAUAUAAAGGAGAUUUUUGUGACGAGUUCGUGACAUCUUUAUCGCCAAUCUAUUCAGAGUACGCUGCUCAAUCAUAUGCCGAUGCUAAAACGCAAUGCCAACAGAUUAAUGGUAGACUCCCAGGUGCAUGUUCGCAGAGUUCGUACGAUUUUUUCACAUCUUACAUUGCCACAUUGUCGGCUACUCCAACUGAUGAGUUUUAUAUCGAUGUGACAAAGGAUGGUGGAAUCUGGAGAGGGUGUAAUUCGAAGGCUACUCAGUUUGCAAAUUGGGAUUCGAAUGAGCCUUUAGCAUCGAACUCGUGUGCGGCUGUAAGUCAAAUCACGCCGUAUGAAUGGUAUUCUACUAACUGUACCGAAUCCCAUCGCUUUGUUUGUGAACUUCCUUGUGAGAAAACUAGUGAAAAAUGGUGCCAUCAUGGUGAGGUAGUACCCGAUGGAAACACGUGUCGCUGUGAAUGCUGGGAUGGAGUUUUGGGAGCACAGUGUACUGAAUAUGACUACAACGACGCAUUAUACAAGUUGAUCCUCUUUUACGAAGCCCAAGAAAGCGGCGUACGUGCACCGGGAAACAGAAUCACGUGGAUGAAUGACUCGUUUUUGUAUGACACAACUAUGGAUGGUACCGGUGAUCUAACAGGGGGCUGGUUUGAUGCUGGUGAUUACGCUAAAUUCUCCUUCUCACUAACCGCUACUCUACCAAUGCUUGCAUGGGGAGUUCUCGAAUUUAAAGAUGCGUACAAUAUCACUGGUGAAUUGAAUAAUAUAUACCGUACCUUGAAAGUCGCCACCGAUUUUAUUCUGAAGUUACACACUGAUGAAUACGAGUUUUAUGCAUAUGUUGGCGAUAUUACCAUUGAACAUAGAACAUGGGGACGACCAGAUGACAUCAUGGCAGCAUAUGGUAGCCAAUUACGUACCGGAGAUCCAAUUAAUGUGACCAAUCCAGGAAGCGAUUUAGCUGGAAAUGUGGCGGCCUCCCUAGCUUCGUGUUAUUUAGUAUUCAAAGAUAUAGACCCUACAUACGCUGAUACACUCUUGGAACACGCUAUAACGAUGUUUGAAUUUGCAACUAAUGAAAGUCAUCAAGGGAUCUACUCGGAGAACACCAAUAUUGAAAACUUCCAGAGUAGCUCCUACUAUGACGAACUUGUCAGUGGAGCGAUAUGGAUGUACAAGGCAACAAAUGACUCUGUGUACCUCGACAAAGCAGAGACGCUCUACACACGGUAUGGCUUGGACUACGUUGCAGAAUAUUGCGGAUGGUCGUCGUGUUUGACUGCCACUCAGCUACUGCUAUAUCUGGAAACUGGGAACACAACGUACCUGGAUAGAGUGGAAAGUUCUUUUACAAACUGGUUACCUAAUGGCACCAUUAGAUAUACACCAGGAGGACUUGCCUGGAAAUCAAGUAACAAUCCUGUGAGAGCUAUAGGCCGCUGGGCGUUCAUGGCAUUGGUUGCCGGCAAACAUAAUAUUAACAGAGAUGAAUUAUACUAUUGGGCACGCAGUCAGGUAAACUAUGUUCUUGGAGAUUCUGGAAGAAGUUUCGUGAGUGGAUUUGGACCCAAUCCGCUCGUCUCAAUACACCACCGUGCGGGCUCCUGUCCAGACCCGCCAGCACCAUGUGACAAAGCAUGGCGUGAUGGUCCCCAGCCAAAUGGACAACCACUGAAGGGAGCUGUAUCCGGAGGUCCCGACAACAUGGACCAUAUCUUUGAUAGCAGGAAUAACUAUAUGCAAACUGAACCAAGCAUUACCGCAACAGGAUUUGUCUCGAGUAUUGCUGGUAUGUUGUAUUUCCGGGAUGUCUUGGAAUACACGGACCCUCUUACUGCCUAGAGAUGGACACAGAAUCCGAAGUGUUAUCGAAAAUUAUAAGGCUUGAUUAGAAUUUCAAUUAUCGUUUAAAAGUGUUAUUCUAUUUUGCUUUGUUGGUGAAGGGAAAUCGUUUUAUCCGUCUCAAUAAAUACUUAUAUAUAGAGCAA
Messenger RNA from Saccoglossus kowalevskii, 5993 nucleotides. RefSeq lists its product as uncharacterized. Gene Ontology annotation, molecular function: hydrolase activity, hydrolyzing O-glycosyl compounds; metalloendopeptidase activity. Gene Ontology annotation, biological process: proteolysis; carbohydrate metabolic process. The record is from RefSeq and is a predicted model, not a curated record. Lineage: Eukaryota; Metazoa; Hemichordata; Enteropneusta; Harrimaniidae.